UUGAAAAACAUCUUUUUUUUUAUUAUUUCAAAGCUGAAUGGUUUACAUUUAUAUCGUCGACUUUUAUUUAAUGUUAAGCUUAUAUGCGGCAUAUUUCUUAGUCUCACUAUCGUUUCUACCGUACUCGCUUGUGCGUUGUGGGAUUUUCAGCGUCAACCUCUUCUCAGUAAUAUGUUGUAUAUGGGUAUGUUAAAGUUAACUAACAAUAUAGCUUAUGUAAUAUAUUUACAUGAAGAAAUCUCUUGCGCCUUCAAAUACGAGGUGCUAUUUUAUUUCUUUAUUUACGUACAAGCCAGAAUUCACAUGGAAGCGCAAUGGGCCCCUCCCAUUAGAAUAACAGGUUUAUAUACUGUCCAAUAUCACGCGUGA
Angiostrongylus costaricensis is the source of this 369-nucleotide messenger RNA. The record is from the annotation of a GenBank genome assembly. NCBI's taxonomy places the organism in Eukaryota, Metazoa, Nematoda, Chromadorea, Rhabditida, Metastrongylidae.